This is a messenger RNA of Raphanus sativus (radish), 411 nucleotides long. RefSeq names its product S-protein homolog 14-like. The coding region runs from base 1 to 411 and encodes 136 amino acids. The record is from RefSeq and is a predicted model, not a curated record. Lineage: Eukaryota; Viridiplantae; Streptophyta; Magnoliopsida; Brassicales; Brassicaceae. The transcript has a single exon.
AUGAAUUACCUCGUAUUUAUGCUAGUUAUUGCUAUGUGUUUUGGUUUGAAUGAAGGUUGUAAUGUGAACACUUUAGAACUUCUAAAUCAACUCAGUCCUGGUAGUAUUCUAAAAGUUAAUUGCUCAUCUAAUAGAAACCAUGUUGAGCCUCUCCAAGAGGUAAAAUUCAAUGGAAAAUAUCGAGUGUCAGUUUUUGAGAAAGGCUUAGGAGAGAGAAUUGUAUGGCGUUGCCUCUUGCGACAUGGAAAUAAAGUGGAAAAUUCACAAACUAUAUGGCGUGCAUACAGAGGAGCCAGAGAACCUCGAUGUGGUGAAAUACGUUCAUGGAUUGCUAAAGUUGAUGGAAUUUACAUGGAGAAAAAUUUAAAAUCAGAAGGGCUCAGAUAUCAUUGGAUUGUUACUAAAAAAUGA